Trematosphaeria pertusa is the source of this 1365-nucleotide messenger RNA. Its product is annotated as U-box-domain-containing protein. Gene Ontology annotation, cellular component: cytoplasm. Gene Ontology annotation, molecular function: protein-folding chaperone binding; ubiquitin protein ligase activity. NCBI's taxonomy places the organism in Eukaryota, Fungi, Ascomycota, Dothideomycetes, Pleosporales, Trematosphaeriaceae. The transcript is spliced from 3 exons. Gene Ontology annotation, biological process: protein quality control for misfolded or incompletely synthesized proteins; positive regulation of proteolysis; protein polyubiquitination. The record is from RefSeq and is a predicted model, not a curated record. The coding region runs from base 286 to 1209 and encodes 307 amino acids.
AGGCUGUGCAUAUGCGCGUAGCCGCUGAAGGUCGUGGCGCUCACCAGCACACCACCCGCCUUCAGCCCAUCGUCCUCGCCCACCACUUCCAAGAAGAACUCCAGCCCUACCUCCACUGCCCACAGCAUCACUAUCGCCGCGCUGCUCAGUCAUCACCCUCGGUCUGCGCCUCUAGAACUUUCCACGCCCUGCAUCCACAAAACCACCCCACUGGCCCCGCGCUCCGCCUCGCGUGUCUAAACUCCGACCUCCGCGCCAGCGUUCGCCCUUAGUAGUCUCACCACCAUGCCCCCAGGCAACGAGUACGCGGCCGAGCAGCUCAAGAACCAAGGCAACGCGCACUUCAAAAAUGGCGAGUACGAAGCCGCCGAGACGCUGUACAGCCAGGCGAUCCAGAAGAACAGCAAGAACCCGCUGCUGUUCACCAACCGCGCGAAUGCGCGCCUCAAGCUCGAGAAGUGGGAGGGCGUCAUUGACGACUGUAUACGGAGUAUCGAGCUCAUGAAGGAGAACAUGAAGGCAUUUUUCUACUUAGCGCAGGCGCAACUCAGCAUAAACCACCCCAACGAAGCGCUCUCGUCCGCGCUGAUGGCGUACGACCUCUGCACGCACUCCGCGCAGCAAACCUCCAACGCCGCCACAAUCUCCGCGCUAGUGCUCAAGUGCAAAAAGGCGAAAUGGGACAUCCGCGAGCGCGAGCGCAUACGGCGGCGGGCAGACCUGCUCGCCGAGCUCGAAGCCACGCUCGAAACGGAGUACAAGAAAGACGUCGACGACAUCGAAGCGCGGAUCGAGAAGCAGGAGGUGGGCCGGAUAGAAGGCCAGGAGGAGAAGGAAGAGCGGAAGAAGGAGUUUGAGAAGAAGAGAGAUGAUCUGCGGACGGCGUUUACGUUGAGCGACCCAGAACACCUGCAGAAGAGAGAAGUGCCGGACUACCUCGUCGACGGGAUAACGUUCGAAAUCAUGCACGACCCGGUCGUCACGAAGAACGGGCGGUCCUACGAGCGCGCGACUAUAAUAGAGCAUUUGAAGCGCAGUGCGACGGAUCCGUUGACGAGAGAACCGCUUACUAUCGCGGAGCUGCGGCCGAAUAUUGCAUUGAAGGAGGCGUGUACCGAGUUUAUGGAGCAGAAUAGUGGCUGGGUUUAUGAUUGUGAGGAUGGUGAGAUGGAUAGGGAUUCCCGCUGGGCGCAUCUUUCGUCUUGGUAGGAACAGGACGGACGAGAAGCGAGGAUGAGUGCUUGGAACUCGUUUCGGAUAAGCGUGCAUGGCAUGAGCAUGCAAUGGAGAGUCAGGGAUCUCCAUUCUGGCGUUUGUGUCCGCGGUUUAGUGAGCGUUCUGCGAAGACAGUAUCUGCAUACCCCG